AUGACAGUCGAAAUACACAGAUACACUUCUCACGGACGACAUCCGCAGGAUGCACCUGCACUUUUGCCUGGGAACCUGCAAUUCAGCAUCGGUAGGAUUUGUGCGGGUACAAUUUUCGGUACGAAAGUGUCUAUCGGACUUUGCAUCUUGUGGUUUUCAACCCUUCAGCACGAAUCCGGGAAGAACCAACGGUCCAGCAGCAGAAUCAAUCCCAAGGCAACAGCGGAGAACUCGGGAAGGGACUGGAGACUACGAAAAAAAAGAUUGGUUAAGUCUCACGGAACUUCGAAAGUGACAGUGAACACUCAGCCGUACUUCGAAUACAACCAUAAUAGAAAUGUCACUACGGUGGUGGGCAGAACUGCAUUUUUGCACUGUCGAGUUGAACAGCUUGGCGACAAAGCUGUUUCCUGGAUACGCAAACGGGAUUUACACAUCCUUACAGUAGGAAUCCUGACCUAUACUUCGGAUCAACGAUUUCAGGUGAUAAGGCCGGAAAAGUCGUCCAACUGGACCCUCCAAAUCAAAUUUCCGCAAAUAAGGGAUUCCGGCAUUUACGAAUGUCAGGUGAACACGGAGCCGAAAAUAUCUCUACCCUUCAGACUGAACGUAAUUGAAUCCAAGGCUAAGAUCCUGGGAUCGACCGACUUGCACGUGAAAGUGGGCAGUUCGGUGACUUUGACGUGCAGCGUCAAUAAGGGACCACACGACCUAGGCAGCAUUUUCUGGUACAAGGAGAACGAAAUACUGCAAGAUGAUUUUAAACAUGGAACGACUAUUAAGAACCAAUGGGCAGAAGGCUUGACGUCCAAACUCCAUAUCAGCACUGUCCGUCUCUCCGAUUCCGGAAAGUACUCUUGCGUACCAACCAUGGCCAUUCCAGCUGAAGUAAACUUACAUAUAAUCAACGCUUCUAGAGAUAAAGAUCAAACAGAAUUACAUUAUAAGGCCGAUUACCCAUAA
Molecule: messenger RNA, 963 nt
Organism: Sitophilus oryzae (rice weevil)
Lineage: Eukaryota; Metazoa; Arthropoda; Insecta; Coleoptera; Curculionidae
Product: zwei Ig domain protein zig-8-like
Exons: 8
Coding region: 1-963 (320 amino acids)
Biological process (GO): synapse organization
Cellular component (GO): neuron projection membrane
Source: RefSeq, a predicted model, not a curated record